Messenger RNA from Seminavis robusta, 351 nucleotides. The record is from the annotation of a GenBank genome assembly. Lineage: Eukaryota; Bacillariophyta; Bacillariophyceae; Naviculales; Naviculaceae.
AUGAUUAAGUGGAAGCAAGGGCCCUCACCAACUGCGCCAUAUGACGACAACAUUCAAAAAAGUCGGAAGAAUGAUUUAGUGCAGCUAUGGCAGACGAAGUACGCAUUGAUCGAAGAGCCCUGUGAUGAUGGUUGGACAAGUGAUGACAGUGAAGAGUUGCAGCGUCUUCGAGAUGGGACCAUCUUCGAUUUCGAGGACGAGGUUGGCCUCACAGCUUGCUUUGAUAAUGAAGACCAAUACUUGACAACGAGUCUGCUUAACGUUGACAAGGAUCGGCGACGUAAAGUGUUGUUGAAAGUGUUGCAAUCUAUCGAUUCGGCCGAGGCGGAUGGAAUAUUAGAAGAUGUUUGA